Rotaria socialis is the source of this 309-nucleotide messenger RNA. The record is from the annotation of a GenBank genome assembly. NCBI's taxonomy places the organism in Eukaryota, Metazoa, Rotifera, Eurotatoria, Philodinida, Philodinidae.
AUGAAGACAAUUAUGUUGCUCGUUAUUUUUGCAUUCGUGUUCGUCAUAUCAACGUCUAAUGCAAAACGUUUAUUUUACAAUAAUGACAACGAUAUGGAAUUGACAGAUAAGCGAGCUCGAAUGUUUCUUCGUUCAAUGACCAAUAAUGAUGAUGACAGUAAUGAUGAUACAGCAUCGCUUGAUACUCGCGAAUUCGGAAAGAAUUGUGUUGCCUGCAAAUUUGGUAUCAAUCCUUGUUGUGCACCAAACAUUUGUAUUAAGAAACGAUUCCGUCCAGAUGAAUGUAUGGAAAUCAAAACUGGCAAAUAA